CCCACUUUUGUCCCAUUGAGUUUCAUUCCAUCAGUCCUGCACCAAGUCCAACAAAGUCAUGGAUAUCUGUGCUUUGCCUUGCAAAAAACCCAAUUCAGAAUCCAAGCAAACCUCCAUUGAUGACCUCUCAAACGACCUUCUAAUAGAAAUCCUCCACAGAAUUCCUCUGAAACCCGCACACCGCUUCAAGUGCGUUUCCAAGAGAUGGGUCCAAGUGAUCUGUCAACCCCAAUUUGCACAACGUUUUACACAGAGAAUGAAACUCUUGUACCCAUCACAGCCAUCACCACCCUUUACACUGUUCUUUCAGUGUAGCUUUCCCCGACCAUUUCCCGUUGAGUUCAAGCAUUUUCAGAGGGAUCCACAGUUUAUGUCCUCCUACUUUUCCUUGAGCUUUCUUCCUCAGAGUCCAAACCCCAUUAUUUUCUUAGCAACGAGUAAUGGGUUGGUGUUGUGUUCCACAACACUCUUGUCUCAGAUGAUGUACUACGUCUGUAAUCCACUCACUGCGAACUGGGUCGCUCUUGUGCCUCCUCGGUUUGACAGUCAUGUCCUUGCUGGGUUUGUAUGCCAUUCCUACUAUGAUGACAGUGACACCAUUACUCGGUUCAAGGUUGUGCGUGUCAGUGCUAUCGAAACAGGGAAAAAAUCCCUCGAUCUCUGUGUGGAGAUAUUCAACUCCGAUACUAGUGAAUGGCAACAAUUUACAGAGCAAUGUGAAGGUCUUCAUGUUACCUUGGAUUUUACCAAGUUUCAGACACAUGCAGUUCUUGCCCACAAUGAUAUCAUGCAUUGGGCUCACUGUGGCAGUAGAUAUAUCCUUGCUUUUGAUCCUAAUAACAAACAUGAUCAUAAAUGCCGUCUCAUUCGUCAACCAAGAGAGCUCUAUGACAUGUAUGGACACGUUUGCUUAUCAGCUUGCCAAGGGCGUCUGCGGUGCAUGUUUCUAUCCAAUUCGAACAAUUAUACAUUACUGUUUCAACAUUGGGAACUCGAGGACUACAUUGCAGGGAAAUGGUGCUUGGUGGCAAAGUUUCCUGUGAGCAACACUAACUUAUUGAGAGUGCUAGGUAUUCACCCAGUUGAUCCAAACAUCGUUUAUUUGUUGAGGACAAAAAAUAUUGUGUUGUUGAAUGCACACACUCAACAAAUGGAGGUGGUUUAUUAUUUUACUGAGGGUCAAUUUGGACGUGAUAAUACUAUGAUGAAUCCCUUCGAGCUUUACAUGUCAAAAAAAAAGUUGAAUGCCUUCCAGUUUGUACUUCAAUGGUGGCCAACACCAGUUCCCAAACUCGAUAACGGGGACACCAUUGGGCAAGGUAUCUUUCAUGGUGGGGGUGUAUUCUGAUAAGCAUAUUGACCUCUCUCACAUUAGUCCCUUUUAAGGUGUUGCCAAAAAGGGUGUUGCUGCUAGGGAUGGAUAUUGGGAGCAUAAAGAAUGGAGCUUGGGCGAGCUCCAACCCUUGGAACCUGUUUUCUUGCUUUUUAUUUUUAUUAGUGUUCUAAACUGAUUUUUGUUUUCAAAUCUUUAUUUCUAUGGAUGUUGGUAAAUAUUUCAUGUUGGCUUAUUCAGUAUAGAACUCAAAGUUGCCCUUAUGAAAGACUGGUAAUUAAGGUUAGCAGAAGAAUUUGUUGCGGCCUAUAAAGAGAACUCAUAUGAUGAUUACUAUAAUAAAGGUUUGACCGAAAGUUUUUGAAAGCUACUAAGUGCAGCAUAUAGUUCCUAAAAAAAAAAAGACAAAGGUUAUGGAAAAAACCUCAGUAAAAACCAAAUAAAUUGACAAUGUUAAAAUUAUCUAAAACAAGAGACUUGACACUGAAUCCUUAUAGAAUUUAAUACCAUUUAAAAAAAAAUUAUUUGGGUAUGGAAUCUAAAAAAUUAACAGAGUUGUCUAUGAUUUGCAAAUAUUAGUGGGGUGAACAAAAGCAAUGAAGGAAAAGUGAAUUGGAUUGGUUGAAUAAAUCUAUACAAACUGAAAGCUCAAGGUUGUUUGUUCUAUAUUCAUGUAUCAAUUGUCAUGGUUGUUUUGUUUGAUUUAGAACUAGAAAAACUUGAUGUCAAGACAGUGAGAUGAUGAUAUUAGCUCAAAAAAUCAAUUUACAUGUAUUAGCCCGAGAGUUUUGUAGUUCAAGGAAAAUAAGAUCAUGUUUAUUUAGAUUCUCCAAAUAUUCAGUUCUCUCGUCCAAACUAGCAGCCAAAAGACUGGAAAACCAUUGAGGAUGAAAGUUCCUGUUGAGCAUCUUUUGAGUUGUCAUAGUUUGUAAUCAUGCCUCUUGAAGAUAAAUUAUUGUGGAUAUCCUUCUCUAGCCUUGUUAUGCCCUUUGCUAAUAAAGGAUCAGGAUUCAAGGGUAUCCCUAGUUGACUGUCAGUGUUAAUCCCAUAGGGAACACUAUUCCUAGGAUCUGCCUGAACUUCCCCAUCCUGACUGGUGUCUCUUAACAACAAUGAUUGGGGAUUGAGGACACUGGGUUGUUAUUCUGCUGUAAAUGGGCAUCAUUCUGUGAAAGGCAAACUGAAGUUGUUGAAGAUGAUAUGUCCAAGUAAUCUGUCUGGGAAGCUGCCCCAUUCAAGUAUUUUUGUGGAGCAAAAAAUCCUUGAUUUUGAUUCCUAGAGAUGUUAAAUGAAGGCUUCACAAUGGACUUCUGCUGCAAAUCUUUAACCAGGUUAGCAUUAGAUAAAAUGGUUUCCAAGGCACUUGGACAAAAGAUUGUGGCAGAAGAAUGAGCCAUGUCCUCCCGGAUAGCUGUACUUCAAUGGGCAUGUCAUUCAUCACUGGCUGAACCACAUUGUGGCAGUUGUUUGUGGAAGGUUAAGUGGAACAAGAUGAAAGAUCAUCCGUAAUUGCAGACUUCCCAGCACCAGCAGCUCCUGUCACUAUACUGCUACCGGCUGUAGAUGGCUGAUUGGUUCUUGGGGGUACAGGAAGCCCCACAUGACCAGAUAUAUUGGGCUGAACACCAGAUUGCUGUUGUUGAAGCUUUGGCUGCUGGGGUGGAUGAGAGAAACCGAGUAUAUGAGCGGCUGCUAUUCCUUGUCAUCUGAUGGGAUUGACUGAGGGAGCGAGGUUGAGGUUGCUUGAGGGACCUUCAGCAUUUGGGAGGGUGUUAGAGACCUAGAGAAGUUUUGCAGCAUAUCUAAUCUAACAACCGCCUCUGUCGAUCUUGGAGUUGUGUAAAUUGAGCAGGUUGUUGCAGAGCUGACUGCUAUGCUAGAAGUGAUUGCUGCUGCUGUUGAAGCUUCAGCAAUAGUUGAAUUUGAAUCUGAUUAUCAGACGGUUGCAACUGUUGGUUUAUUUCUUCAGGCAGUUGCGGUUGAAUAAGGGGAAUUUUGAUUCCAAAUACUCUACCCAUACACAUGGUUAGUUUGGGUAGAGUAUAUAAAUAGUUUGAAUUAUUUAUAUAAUGUGAAAUGUUUUUUU
Molecule: messenger RNA, 3419 nt
Organism: Quercus robur (English oak)
Lineage: Eukaryota; Viridiplantae; Streptophyta; Magnoliopsida; Fagales; Fagaceae
Product: F-box protein At5g07610-like
Exons: 3
Coding region: 59-1348 (429 amino acids)
Molecular function (GO): protein binding
Source: RefSeq, a predicted model, not a curated record